Didymodactylos carnosus is the source of this 1416-nucleotide messenger RNA. The record is from the annotation of a GenBank genome assembly. Lineage: Eukaryota; Metazoa; Rotifera; Eurotatoria; Philodinida; Philodinidae.
AUGUACAGAGGAUUAGUUGAUGGUGAUAAGAUGAGCAAAUUUCUGCGUCGUUUUGGAUACGUACGAAAUAUUGCGAAGUUACAAUCAAAUUCAAAAAGUUCGACAAACAUUACCGAAGGUUUAAAAACUUUUCAACGUUAUAUUGGAAUUAAUGCAACAGGUACUGUUGAUGAUUUGACAUGGAUAACAAUGAUUAAACCAAGAUGUGGAAACAAAGAUAUUCGUAUUCAAAGACGAAAGCGUUUUAUUCUUCAAGGUAGCCGUUGGCCGUCAAGAGGUCUUUCGUUUCGAAUUAUAAAAUAUCCAACCGCAUUUCCAAGACAAUUCGUUGAAAUAGAAUUAUCUAAAGCAUUGAGGUUGUGGAGUGAUGCAUCCAGUCUGACAUUCGAACAUAGAAAGAAGAGAGAUAAGUUUACAGAUCGGGAAACAGACAUCCAAAUAUCAUUUGAAAUUGGUGAUCAUGGUGACACAGAGCCGUUCGAUGGGCCGGGAAAUGUUUUAGGACAUGCUUUUUUCCCACAAUACGGUGGUGACGCUCAUUUUGAUAACGAUGAAUAUUGGACAACGAAAAGUUUAGAAGGUGUAAACUUGUUUCAAGUUGCUGCUCAUGAAUUCGGUCAUUCCCUAGGACUCGAACAUUCAAACGACCCUGAAGCAAUCAUGGCACCCUGCAAUAAUGUCUAUCGACGAACAAGAUUUGGUUUUGACUCUGACUAUCCAAAAAAUAUUCGUGAUCUGUUCGGCCGAUGGGAGGGUGGAGUAUGGCAGAGUAUUCCAGAUAAUCUAGACACAGCAUUAUCAUGGUCGAAUGAUCAAACAUAUUUUUUUAAGGGAAUGUAUUAUUGGAAGACAAUUCGAUUUACACUACAACCGGGAUAUCCAAGAAAAAUUAGUGAAGGUUUCAUUGGUCUCGAUGAAUCAAAAUUUUUUACGGGCAAUCUAGAUGCUGCUUUUGUUUAUAGUGGUGAUCAAAAAACAUACUUCAUUUCCGGUGCACUGUUUUGGCGUUUGAAUGAAAACCGCGAAUUUAGAGGUCAAAUUGAGCAUGAUUAUCCACAAUUUGUUAUAAAUUGGCUUCGUAUAACAAAUAAAAUUACAGAUGCUCUACAGUGGAUAAAUGGAAAAACAUAUUUUUUUUCCAGUAACGUAUACUACCGAUACGACCAUGUACGACAAAAAGUUGAAGAUGUUAAUCCACCGUUUCCACGUCUAAUAUCAGACUGGUGGUUGAACUGUAACCAGACAAACUCUAAUCAUGAUAGUACUUUUAGUGACAUUCCAUAUAUUACUAAACUGUACACAAGACCGCGACGAUACGUUGUCGAAAGCGAGCGAAACCGAUGCAGAAAAGAAUGUGUUGGUUUGUGUUUUCGAAUUAUACCAUUUUUACUUCUAGUAUCUGUGAUGUUUCACUAA